AGCAUGUGGAAGGUUGGACAGAACAGAAUUCGGUAUUGUUAUAGUCGUAAAUCAAUUCCAUUCUUUCAAAUUUUAGUCAAUUGUUUGGUGAAGAUGACCCAGACCAAGAUGUGUCACCAGAUACAGAAGAUCCUGAGGCCAAAGGCGAAGAUGACGACCACACUGUAACUGAAGCAGGCAAUAUCAAAAGAACCUCUACACAUCAGUGGGCACAAGAAAUAGACUAUGAUCCUCCACAAUUGUUUGAUAAGUUCUUCAAGACUGAUAUCGAGUAUUUGUUGAAAAUGGAAAACCUCUGGAAGACACGUAAGGCACCAGCUCCAUUGUCGUGGAAUGAAGCUACAUUUCAUGCAGGUGAUGCCAUGAAUGAUGAUGAAAAUGACAUAAAGGCAUUUGAAAUGAAAGUUUGGCCGAUCAGCAAAUGUGCAAAAGUUUUCUCAGAAACAGUGUCGGUACUGAAGAAGGAAUUACAGGGUAAAAAUUUCCUUGUCUGGGAUAAGGAUGAUAAGUCAGGAAUGGACUUUGUAACAGCUUGUGCCAAUAUCAGAGCAAGUAUCUUCUCUAUUCCAAAUAAGUCAAGAUUUGAAAUCAAAUCAAUCGCUGGAAAUAUAAUCCCAGCAAUCGCCACAGCCAAUGCAAUGAUUGCUGGCCUGGUAGUACUGUACGCCUUUCGAGUACUUGCUGGCGAGUACGACCGGUGCCCGUCCAUCUACCUCAGAGCUAAAUCUAUCCACUCCAAAUUCAUCCUGGCAGCGGACAAACAGAUCACAAAGGCCAACCCAGUGUGCUACGUGUGCAGUCCAAAGCCGUUCGUGAACAUCUUCGUGAACACUGAGCAGAUGAGUGUCAAAGAACUCGAAAAUGAGGUGCUGAAGAAGCAUUUGAACAUGGUGGCACCAGAUGCUGUCCUGGAUGGAAAGGGGAUUGUGGUUAUUUCAUCGGAAGAAGGGGAAACCGAGGCAAACGAUAAUAAGAAACUGAAAGAAAUUGGCAUCGUAGAUGGAAGUAUUUUGAAAUGCGAUGAUUUCUUACAAAAUUACGAACUGACGGUUCACGUGAAUCAUUACGAAGCUAAGGAGAAAGAAGAUCCUCUAUUCAAAGUGGUGGCAAACCCAGAAGAUCUCAAAGCUAAAGAAAUGACAAAUGGAAAUGGGACAGCUACUGAGGAAAAGAAGCAAGAGCAAGAGAGUAAUGAAGAUGAUGUGAUGAUCGUUGACCGUCAUCAAGAUGGUGAUAUAGAAGAUGAUCCCCAGGAGGGAUCUUCUAGUAAGAAAAGGAAAAUCAACCCUAAAGAUGAAGAUGACGAUCUUUGCAUUAUCGAUGAUUAAAAUAGCCAGUUUUUUGUAUCUAUAUUUGAAGGUUAUAUUAAGAUAGCAUUACUUUUUUACUGUAUUUUCAAAGUAUUUCGUUAUUAUAUAAAUGUGAAGAUUCCUACAUUUCUGGAAAUAAAAUAAGUAUGUCAACA
Molecule: messenger RNA, 1465 nt
Organism: Acanthoscelides obtectus
Lineage: Eukaryota; Metazoa; Arthropoda; Insecta; Coleoptera; Chrysomelidae
Source: the annotation of a GenBank genome assembly